AUGUUGAGAACGACAGCUUGGGAUACACACGCAAAUAGACAGACACAGACGGUCCAAGAAGUUUAUGGGGCUUUAAUUUCGUUUAUGUGGGUUGGGCUGCCAUUGAUGAGGCUAACCGACAGGUAUUUGUUUCCACUCAGAUUCCUUGAACAAUCUGGAAAAGGUAGUGCAGAAGGUUGCUCCGAGUUCAUAAGUAAUGGGCAUGAAAUCCGGGAAGAAAGUGGGAAUGGUGACAACUGUUCUUGGGUCUCAUGGGGUUGGGCUAAUUAG
Messenger RNA from Lactuca virosa, 270 nucleotides. The record is from the annotation of a GenBank genome assembly. Lineage: Eukaryota; Viridiplantae; Streptophyta; Magnoliopsida; Asterales; Asteraceae.